AUGUAUAAUGAGAAGAAGGAAAACGUCAGCAUAACUGCGGUGGUACCUGGGGAAAUUAAAGAGUUCUCACUGCCAAUAGACAAAGCAGAGUCGAUUCUCCUGAAGCUGACAGGCCCCUUCAUGGCCAAGAAUGAUGAGAGGCGGUUGAACUCCUCCGCGUUACGGGACUACGAGAAACUUGAAGUUUGGCUGGAAGUAGUCAAUAACAAUGUCACCGAGAGGUCGCAAUUCUCAACUGACACUGGCCUCGAAACCUGGUCCAUUCCCCUCCACAACAGCACCCACGAGCGCUCGCGUACGCUCCGCCUCAACUGCUCACGCUGCGCGCUGCGUUUGCGCACCGACGCGCGCGCCGCCGUCGCGUUCACGUACAGUUACACCGAGAACCCGGUAGAUGACACCACUGGGGUCAUAUAUGCGCUGGUGCUGCUGCUGGGGCUUUAUGUGCUAAUUAUUUUUGAGAUAAUAAACCGCACGAUGGCGGCCGUCCUCGUGUCGACCAUGUCGCUAGCAGUGUUGUCCAUGGUCGGACAGCGGCCCGCCGUCCCCGAGAUAGUGUCCUGGCUGGAUAUCGAGACGCUACUGCUGCUGUUCAGUAUGAUGCUGCUGGUAGCGAUCAUGGCUGAGACCGGCGUGUUUGACUUCCUCGCGGUUUUUACCUUCGAAGUGACAAAAGGGAAUCUCUGGCCGCUGAUAUACCUGCUGUGUGGGAUCACCGCUGUGGUGUCCACGUUUUUGGACAACGUCACUACAGUGCUGCUCAUGUCCCCGGUCACUAUCAGACUAUGUGAAGUAAUGGACCUGGAUCCGGUACCCAUUCUGAUGUUCAUGGCGAUAUACAGCAACAUCGGUGGAACGGCCACGCCUGUAGGCGACCCGCCGUGCGUCAUAGUGGCUUCCAACAAGCACGUCAUAGAAGCUGGUAUAAAUUUCACCAAUUUCACGGCGCACAUGGCUUUGGGCAUCUUGCUGGUGGCCGCACAGACGUCGCUGCAAGUCCGCUAUAUGUUUCGGGACACCAACAAACUUAGGCUGAACGUUCCAAGGGAAAUACAAGACCUCCGCCACCAAAUUUCAAUAUGGCGCCGCGCAGCCGAUUCCCUCCCUCAACUGAGCGGCAACGCGCAUGUGGUCCGCGCGCGCCUCGACAGGAAGAUCGAGAAACUUCGCUUGCAGUUGGAUUGUAUGGAAGAGAGUAGCAAGCGCGCGUGUCCGAGGCAUGAGUUCCAGAGUACGCUAAAGGAGUUGAAGAGAAAGUACAAGAUCCGCGACAAAGUCCUCCUGGUGAAGGCUUCCGUCGCCAUAUUCUUCGCUGUUGCCGUCUUCUUCCUCCACUCGAUUCCUGAACUAAAUCGCAUCUCUCUCGGCUGGACGGCGCUGCUGGCAGCCCUGCUGCUGCUACUGCUGGCUGACCGUGAGGACCUGGAGCCGGUGCUGAGGCGGGUGGAAUGGUCCACGCUUCUAUUCUUCGCUGCACUCUUCGUACUCAUGGAGGCCCUCUCCAAAUUGGGGCUAAUCCAGUACAUCGGAGGCCUGAUGGAGGUUCUGGUGCUGAGGGUGGACGAGAGUGCUCGGCUCGCAGUCGCCAUCUUGCUUAUCCUCUGGGUCGGCGGUGUGAUAUCUGCUUUCGUAGACAACCUCCCCAUGACGACGAUGAUGAUCAGAGUGGUGAUCUCCAUCGGUAGCAACCCCAACCUCAACCUGCCACUGGCCCCUCUCGUCUGGGCGCUGUUGUAUGGAGCCUGCUUAGGAGGUAACGGAACAUUGAUCGGCGCAAGCGCAAACGUGGUGUGCGCGGGAGUGGCGGAGCAACACGGCUACAAGUUCACCUUCCUGCAGUUCUUCAAGGUCGGCUUUCCCAUCAUGAUUGGGCAUAUGGCCGCUGCGUCGGUCUAUCUGUUACUCUGCCAUUGCGUGUUUACCUGGCAUUGAGAGCUCUAGAAGAUUUUAGCAAAAAAUCUGAAAUAUAUUCCAAUAAUGUCAGCUGAUCAAUUUGUGUAUAAGUCAUAAUCCCCGAUGUGUGUUGACAACCACGGUUGACAACAGUAUCUGGUAAAAGGUUAAAAGAACAUGGUUCAUGUGAGAAACUGUUCAAUUCUGGCGAAAAGGGUUCGGUUCGAAUCAUAGAUCAAUUAUAGGUACCCUACUUAAAUUAUAGUUUUCACAACUUGAUUUCUCAAUGCAUGUUUAAAAUACAGCCACCGAUAUAGUAUUUUAUGCAACAGGCGUUUAAAGGAGGUCAAAAAAGACGAGUGGCGUGGGUAACAAUUUGAGGCGAA
Messenger RNA from Leguminivora glycinivorella, 2279 nucleotides. RefSeq names its product P protein-like. Gene Ontology annotation, cellular component: membrane. NCBI's taxonomy places the organism in Eukaryota, Metazoa, Arthropoda, Insecta, Lepidoptera, Tortricidae. Gene Ontology annotation, biological process: transmembrane transport. The record is from RefSeq and is a predicted model, not a curated record.